Molecule: messenger RNA, 2744 nt
Organism: Symbiodinium sp. CCMP2456
Lineage: Eukaryota; Dinophyceae; Suessiales; Symbiodiniaceae
Source: the annotation of a GenBank genome assembly
GCCAUGGAGGGCCGCAGCAGUUCCUGAUGCACCAGUUUCCGAACCAGGAAGCACGGGAUGACUUCGCAGAGAAUGUGCAAGAUCUUCCUGUCGUCGUGCCGGGAAAGGAAGAGUCCGAGCCUGCAAGCGACGGGCCCAUUGCGGACUUCUCGUUGAUCUUCAUCAAAGGGCGCUCUCGCAUCGUCUCCUGCUUGGCCAUGCUCGCUUUCUUUAAGAUGGAGGGGCUUUCCAUUUUGCAGGCAUGCUUCGCGUUGGCAAAGAGUCUACCCCGCAUUGCUGUUAAGUGCCUUCAGCUGGGUGAUGCACGAGAAGAGUUUUACAAUCUGAAGGUCCUGUCGAGAAAUUCGAUUCGGGAGCCGCCGACGCCGAUCACCUGGCUCAAUGGAUUAUUGAGUCUCUCGCGAGCCGGUAAUUGGGACAGCGACGGUGUCAUCAAGCAGUGGAAUGAAAGCUCAGCGAAAUCCGAUCGUCUUCUGGGUGCCAAGUACAUGUGUGUAAAAAAUAUCUUGGACCUCCAGCAUGGCAUUCGAGACCACAUCAUUACGGCUGUCAACAAGCACGGAUGGAAAGGAUCAGCUUACAAUGAGGAUGCCCUCUCAUCCAAGAAGCUACUUCCAGGGCAUGUUUUCAAGUCGGCCAAAGUGAACAAGCAAUCCAGCUGGGUCAGGUAUGGCAAGGUCACCGAUGAGAGCGCAGCGUAUGUGUUCAAAUUCACGAAUGCUGUGCACGACGACACUCCACUCAAGCUACGUCAGAAAGUCACAAAGGCGAUCCUAGAGCACCGAUCCGAGGUUUGUGCACUCGCUGUGGCUUUGCGAGAUGAAGUGGCCUCCCAGAUUCCCAAUGUCGAAUCCUUCGUGAACAACAGGUGGUUGGAACGCCUGGCCAAGGGCGACGUGGGCCUAGAAGUCGAACUGAGCACAGCAGCGGGGAUUGCUCGUUUGAAGCAGCUAUUGGAUGAGUUCAGCGGCAGCAAACCCUCCGAUUCCAAAUCUGCAGCCUCCUUCAACCUCGAUCAUGCUCAGCAGGCCGUGGACGAGAAAACCUUUGCUCUACUCAUGCAGGAGAUCGACUUCGAUGCGCAGGCCUUCGCUGUGUACCAGGCCAAUGCCCAGUCCCAUGCCUCGUCUGUCGCACACCAGAAAAACAUGUGGAGCAAGAAGCUGUUGGACGAAGCAAGAGCCGCCGCAGAUGCGUAUUUAGAUCAUCACGUGACCAGCCUGGUGACAGCCUUUGUUUGGGAAUCCAGCCCUCGUUCAGCUGGGCAAGAUCCGGGAAUGGUGGGAAUCACAGCUUACAAGGAGGUGCAAGCAAACCUCGUGAACUUUGUCGCACCAGCACUCAUAAAAGCUGAGCAUCAGGCUGCCAUGCUGAAGGUCAUGCAGCACUCCCUGGCAGACGUGCAGAAUGUGGCUGUGUUGCUUGCCCCCUUGUUUUCCUACAAGAAAAACGGGAGGUACAACGAGGAGAAAGCGGUGCUCCAGCGUGUGUCCAUGACCGGCGCACAAAUGGAUCGGGUAUUCAGCUUGAUCUUCAAUGACAAGCUUGAUGAUCGUGAUGAUAGGCCACUGGUGUACCCCGGGCAUCUCCUUACGUCCCCGUCCGUCGAUUUGCAGAGCAGUGGAAGUUUCUUGUGGAAGAAGGCGGCCCUAUUCCGCCGCUCCCGCACGAAUGAAGCAAACCAGAUGUCCGGAAAAGACAUGAUUAUCAUGGAGCAAGUGGGCGAGUCAGUGUUACCCGCCUCAACUUCUGUCGAGAUGGCCACCACCGUCAAAGGCGCAAUGAAGUGGGCACAAAUCGGCCCCGACGCCGCGACCAAGCUUCUGCAUGCCCUCUUGGAUGGGCUGGAUUUCCCAGCCAAGAUGGGUUUGGACCUGAUCGACCUGAACCCGCUGGUGGGCAACUUCCUGUCAGCUUACGUGGACGUACAGCAGGGAUCCAACAUCUCGCUCCAUUACGUGUGCUUUCUGACGGAUGACGAGCACCAUGAGUGGAUCAUGACAUACUACAGAGAUGUCCUUGCUGAUAAGUUCCGCGAGGGCAAGCUGAAGGCGGUUGAGAAAAAAAGAGCUUUGUUUGGGAUCCAGCCCACAGCGAAGCGCAUCAAAGUGGACUUGACAACAGUCGACCUCGACAAAGUGACUGGAACAGAGGUGAAGCUGCCGAACAUCAAAGUCGCCGCUGGCAUGUCGCCGCCGGACCUGAGCUUCAGGAGUGAUCAGACGAUCUUCUUGAUGAACAACAAUCCCGCUGGCAAGAAGGUGACAUUCACUGAGGGCGCUGUGCUUGUGGGCUUUGGCAAAGGCAAGUGGGCACAGUUGAAGCAGGGCGAGGAGCUCAACAAGGCUUCUGACAUGAUGUUCACUAUCACGGCAAUGGAGCAGAAGGUGCUGCUCGAGAACCAGCUUGUCACAGUCAAGGAUGCACUGGCUGGCAAAACAGAUGCCCGGAUCCAGUAUCACAAGCUAGAGGAGAAGCCAGGUAAGCCUGGCGAAAUGAAUGUCAAACAGGAGCACCCUGUGGUUUUCAAGCCCGAGAAGAAUCAGCUGACAAACUCCGAGAAGGUAACCCCGGUGGUUGGGGCGCUUUAUGCUGAACCGGAAUCAUGGACCACAUCUUUGACCUCACUCGUGUGGGUGGUGGUUCACUCGAUCAAUGGCUUGGGGCCCGUGCGACCUGUCGUCAUCAUCUCCUCAACCUUCGAGCUGGAUGGAAUGAAAGCCGUUGAGUUGAAGAAGGCCUAA